GAGCUGGAGCGAGCGUACAACUGAAAUUGUCUGUCUUCUCUGUGAACAGGGUGUUCUGUGCCAGGACCCGAGCUGAUCUACUAUUUGGAACAGUGGUGCUCCAGACAGUGAAGAAAGACCCCCAGAAUACCAGUCUGGGCAGGCACCAAAUAUGGGCAAGUGGGAGAUUCUCAAGGCUUGAGUGAGCACCUACUGGUAUUCUGUUGAGAAGUGGCUCUGGGGUUCACGGAGGUUCAAGAGGAAAACAUGGCACCAUAGGCCCUGCUGUCUGUGAGCCAGUCCUGUCUGUGGGAGCCUCGCUUCAGGAGUUGAUCCAAGGAGGCGCUGGGGAUUUCCAUGGACCAUCAGAGGUGCUGGGACAGAGCAAGACCCUCCCUCAGUGAUGCUCCUGAAGAACUCGAGCCCUGAAUGGGGCGGCUUCGGGUCAGCUGAAGGCAUGUGUGCAGGAAUCUCACAGGAGCUGCUGGAGGUGCUGUCCUUAACUGGAACUCCUGGGAGUCAGGGAAAGAUCCUGUGGUUCAGGAAGAGAAAAAUGUUUUCAAAUGUAAUGAAUGCGGGAAGGUUUUUAACAAAAACACCUUCUCGAUGGACACCAGAGGAUCCAGUUUGGAGUUGAUGUAGGCAGGCAGAUAGGGAAGGCCCCUUCCCAAGGCACGAGCAGUAAAUCUCCUGGGAAGUAGUAGCCCUGACCUCAUGGAGAACUGGUGCCUGUUUGUAACAGAUCCUGAGGAGGCUAAACCAACCCCCUCCAACAGAAGCUCCUACAGAAACAAAAGGAAAGAAAUUUCAAAGACCAUCACCACUCCCACCCCACCCCACCCCCCGUAACCACCCUAGCAAUGGACGUUUACCUAGGUAGAAGCCUCACAUGAGAGCAGGUUGGAGAAGCCAUAUGAAGGCCACCUUGAACAAAGGAAGUGCGCACAUAUGUUACCUGAGUCCAUGUGCUGCCUGCGCCCAUGUGGCCGAGCACAUGUGGUGCCUGAGCACGUGUCACCCGGAUCUCCCCUCUUGAGAUGUCUACUUUCAUAUUUUCAUAUCUAAUGCUGGGAUCUGUGUAGGGGCUCUUUCCGCCGUUGGAAGAAUCCCAGGCUGUCUCUCUCUCUUGAGCAGGUUAUUCUCCACUCUCUCCCACUUUUUCUUCCUCCUUCCCUUCAAAACCUCCAAAUAAAAACUGUAUAAUUUCACUGCUCGUCUACUCCUGAAGUUCCUUUCUCUGAGGCAAGACAAGAAACCAAUAACACUGGGUCCCUGGUGACAGAGGCGGAUAGGGACAAAGUGACUGUCUUUCUCCUCCCCACUCCACAUAAGUCACCCAUGGGGCCCACCAACAUCAGAGUGAAACCCUAUGAGUGCACAGUGUGUGGGAAAACGUUUAUUAAGAGCACACACCUCCUUUGAGUACACAUGGUCCACACAGGGGAGAGGCCCUAUGAGAGCAUGGAGUGUGGGAAAGCAUUCAACCGCAGGUCUACCUGCACAGCACCAGCGCAUCCACAGUGGAGAGAGCCUUACAAGUGCAUCGAUUGUGGAAAGGCCUUCACCUAUCGCUCUAAUUACGUCUGACAUAACAAAAAACAAACUGGAGAAAAACCCUUUGCGAAGAGUGUGGAAAAGCCUUUCGAGAUAGGCUAGGUUUUAUUCACUACUAUAUCAUCCACAGUGGUGAGGAUCCCUAUGAAUGCUUUGAGUGUGGCAAGGUCAUACUCUUUCAGCACAGGCCAUACUUGUGUGGCAUCCAGUCACACUGUGGAGAAGCCUUAUGAGUGCAGUGGAAGUGGGAAAGCCUUCAGUGAGAGCGCAGUCCUCAUUCACCACUAUGUCAUCCACACCGGGGAGAAGCCCUUUGUCUCGAGUGUGGGAAAGCCUUCAACCACAGGUCGUACCUCAGGAGACACCAGCGCAUACACACCGGGGAGAAGCCCUAUGUGUGCACCGACUGUGGAAGGGCCUUCACCCACUGCUCCACUUUCAUCUUUUUUUUUUUUUUUUUUUGCUUUUUGGGUCACACCUGGCAAUGCACAGGGGUUACUCCUGGCUCUGCACUCAGGAACCACCCCUGGCUGUGCUCAGGGGACCAUAUGGGAUGCUGGGAUUUGAACCCGGGUCGGCUGCGUGCAAGGCAAACGCCCUACCCGCUGUGCUAUCGCUCCAGCCCCUCCACUUUCAUCUUGCAUAAGAGGGCACACACAGGGGAAAAGCCAUUUGAGUGCAAAGAAUGCAGGAAAGCCUUUAGUAAUCGAGCAGACCUGAUCCGGCACUUCAGCAUCCACACAGGGGAGAAGCCUUUUGAGUGCCUGGAGUGUGGGAAAGCCUUCAACCGCAGGUCAGGCCUCACGAGGCACCAGCGCGUCCACAGUGGAGAGAAGCCCUAUGAGUGUGGGGAGUGUGGGAAAUCCUUCUGCUGGAGCACGAACCUGAUCCGCCACUCGGUCAUCCACACGGGAGAGAAGCCCUAUGAGUGUAGCGAGUGUGGAAAGGCCUUCAGCCGGAGCUCUUCCCUCACACAGCAUCAGAGGAUUCACACUGGGAGAAACCCCACUGGUGUGGCAGGUGUGGGAGGGCCUGACACGAUCUCAGAUGACUUUCAGGAACUCCUGCCCAGGAAAAACCUUUUGAAUAUAACUACUGAGGAAAAUCUUUUGCCAGGGAACACAUCUAUUAUAACACCCAUACAUAUAUACCAGAGAGAAACUCCACAAAGGUCUUUGCUGAGAGAUUCCAGCACACAUCAGUAGUGAUGGAGAUGCAUUUUAAAGACAGACUUGCCCUAGAAGCCUUACUCUACAGCUGAGAAUUCCUUCAGGAGGGUGAGACCCGUGUUGAUGUGCCCAAAAGAAAAUCUUCACUCCACUUCUCUCUUUUGUUUACACUACAGAGUAGUAAAAAGUGGUCUCAGGAAUUUUUAUUUUUAAAAAAGUGGGGACUUCGAGAAAUUAAAAGUGAAAAAUUUGUUUGAGAUUUUGCUUUGAAGCUCUGCACUUCAUCAUGAAUUUCUUUGUUUACUUGUGUAGGGGGAUGUUUCAGAGGCAAGGGUCGUGUCCCUUGCGUUGCUGCGUGUCUUGCAUUGCUGGUGAGUGUUGGUGUCAGGGGCAGGUAUUUUGAGGUGAUAAGGAUACUUGUGAAUGGGCAUUACUUACCGAUUAAGAAUUCUCAAGGUUUUAAGACCAGAGAGAGAACUCAGUGACUGAGACUAUGCAGGAGGCCUGGGUUUGAUCUUUGGGACCAUGAGGUUCCCCAGUACUACCAGGAGUGAUCCCCAUGCUAGCAGGGAGUAGCCCCUGAGAAAAACAAGUGCUUAAGGCUUAAAAGAAAAUUUCAUGUGGUUUUAAAGAUUUGACACUCAAAACUCUCAAUCCCAGUCUGUUAUUUAAUUUAUGUAUUUCUAUUCCACACCUGAAACUGGAUAAUAAUCUUUCUUUUCCUGUUUAAAUUGAUGUAAAUUUUGUAUUUCCUUAAAUGUUUCAUGUAAACCUUCAGUUGUGAGACUUUUGUUGUUUGUUUUUUUGAGGGCCACACUGAUUGGUGCUCGGGAAGGGGAUGCUAUUCGUGGCUCAGUACUGGAUAGUCACAGUAGUGCUGGUAGACCUGUAGGGUGCCAGGGAUUGAACCCAGGGAUUUGCACUUGUAAACCACAUCCCUGACUCCUUUUUCUCUCUUUGGUAUGUGUCAGGUGAAGAAAAUCAAGGCCAAGCCUUGCACCAGGUCAGUCUUUUGAUGAGUGGCAUCAGGGACAUAACACAUAGUAUGCCACUUCAUGUACUUAAGUACACACUUCAAUACGUCUGUAUGAUUUUCAGAGUACAGGCUCUACAUUUUUGCUAGAAUUAUAUCCAGAUUUGUGAGUUAUUUUUUGAGGGAUUCUAAAUGGCGUGGGUUUUUUCUUUUGUUCUGAUUGGGCCAUAUCCAGCAGUGCUUAGGAACUGCUCUCAGCUGUGUGUAUGGAUGGUAUUCGGGCCAAGCUGUCCUGGGCAUUGAACCUUUGUAUACAAAGCAUGCAUUCCGACCAGCCCUUUGAACUAUCUCCCUUUCCUAGUUGUAGGUUUGAAGGGUUUUGCUGUUGUUGUUGUUUGUCACCAGUUUUCUUACCUUAGAAAGUUUUCCUGUAGGAUUAUGCCUGCCAGAGAGGCAGGAGAAGGGAAGGAGUGAGGGUAGAAGGAGGGAUACUGGAAACAUUGGGGAUGGAGAAUGGGCACUGGUGGGGGGAUGAGUAUUGAACAUUGUUUGAAACACAAUCAUGAAAGUCUGUAAGAGUGUAAAUGUAUCUCACGAUGAUUCAUUGAAAUAAUAAAAAAGAAAGUUUCUCUCUAAAUUUGUUGAGAUUUGAUUUUGCUACCAAAAUGAGUUUUGUUAAAGUUCUUUAUAAUUUAAUAUGAUCAUUUUAUCUAUUGUCAUUUGAUAUGAUCAUAUGAUUUUGCUUUUUUUUGGGGGGGGUCACACCC
Molecule: messenger RNA, 4442 nt
Organism: Sorex araneus (European shrew)
Lineage: Eukaryota; Metazoa; Chordata; Mammalia; Eulipotyphla; Soricidae
Product: zinc finger protein 805-like
Exons: 3
Coding region: 2082-2738 (218 amino acids)
Biological process (GO): regulation of transcription by RNA polymerase II
Cellular component (GO): nucleus
Molecular function (GO): RNA polymerase II cis-regulatory region sequence-specific DNA binding; DNA-binding transcription factor activity, RNA polymerase II-specific
Source: RefSeq, a predicted model, not a curated record